AACACAUGUACAGGGUGGCUCACACAACGACCAUCAACAACAUUGACCUGCCAUACUACGAAUGUGUGCGUGGGAGCAACAACCUGGAGGGAUUCCACAAAUCGCUGCCAAGCAAAAUUCCUGGUCCACACUGUGCAGCACGGCCUUAUCAGGUUUACCUGAUCAGUGGCAAUGCGAGCUGGAACGCAGACCGUCGCUCUCAAGCUGUGUUUGGUGUUAAAGGACAGCGACUCAGCACCUACUCUGAGCCCCUUAUGGCUCGCCUCAACAACAACUAUCGGCUCCUGUUUGGAGAGCCUGUGGACAUAAACUUUCACGCUCCUGCUGAUGUCACCUCUGCUGAGCUGCUCCGGCUGGAAUACCUCUUCAGCCAGAGUACAGGGGAAUCUGCCCCCUUCUCCUUUAAGGACAUCAUGGUCCUGAUCCUGAUGAGGAGGUGGUUGAACCUGGGCAACCGGAACCAGACGAGGCUUAUGAGAGCGACCCAGAGAACUCUGGUGACAUCCUGGUUUCUGCUCCGCCUCACAUCAUGCUCACCAGUGCAGAGACAGCGAACGUUCAACCUCCAGCCUUUGAAGAUGUCUGUGGUCCCAGCCCCCUUCCUGGGUAUCAGCAGCUGGAGAAAUUCUGUUCGGUGCUGAUCGACGUUGGUCUGACUGACGAAAAGUUGUCGCUCAGCACCCAGCAGAGAAACAGCAUCCUGGAGGCGUGGAAUGAAGUGGAGGAGCUGGGAUCCCUCUGCCAAAAAUAAACGUGAAAUCAGUUCGGGACUUCAUACAGCGGCAGGAGCGGAUCCUCAACACAAAUGCCACCCUGCAGCCCUCCUCCAUCAUAAAUAAACUGCAGUCCAUUUCCUCAGCAGACCUUCCUCCAGCACCUCAUCAGCCUGCUGUCCUCCCUAUACCAGCCUACCCACAGAUAACAUAUGAGCCCACACCCAGCACAGCAGGAACUAAAAUUCUAAAAGGCAGGACCGGUUUAAUAAUGCCCACCAACCCCCCUUCACAGCAGACUCCACAUAUUGAUAAACCUGUCACCUCAACCAUCUCCACACCUUUACCUGGGCCUUCUCCAUCUUCCUCCUGCUUCUCUGUAGCCUCCUCCUCCACAGCCUCUGACAUGGCAGGCCCCUCCCCGCACCACACUACCGCUGCCCAGCAGGUGAUCCCUGAUGUCUCUUCAGCUGGCACAGCUAAAGAGCCAAACUGGUCAAAAGCCACGCUGUACAAGCGGAAGUUAAAGGAAGAUCUCACAGUAAUCGGAUUGAAGAUGCACAAAGUGGACAAGUUGCCCCUUACAGGGCCAUAAAAAAUAUAAAAAGAAGUCAUUCUGCCCAAUAAAGAUGAUGUCAUCAUCUAAAGGUCUGGAUCCCAGAGUAUAUGACAGUUAUGAACAUUUUAUCUCUGUUGUGGAUGAGCUAGAGCACUGACUUUGCAAUUAGUUUGCAGUAUAUUAGUAUUUUAAUGUAUAUAGUUUUUAUUGUUCAAUUUCAAACAUGUUUAAAGUAGUAUUUAUGGUUAUUCUUUGUAAAUAUUUCACAAACCAUUUUACUAUUACUUUUGUUUAUUUUUAUACUAUUUCAAGCAAAUUUACAUAGUUCUUUAUUGUAAAUAUUUCCUGACUUAUUUAAUAGUACGUUCCCUGUAUUUAUUUACAUGCCUUUUAUACUUUAAACAUAUUUUUUGAUACUACUUAAAGCUGCUGCCCUGUAUAUUUCCCUUGUUGUAUGCAUCAGGCUUUGAUGUUUCGUUAUGUUAUAUAAUGUUAAAGCUCUGGUAAAGAGUGGAAUUGUUUUGAAAACACUGUUUAAUAAAGUCAUUCAUU
Molecule: messenger RNA, 1824 nt
Organism: Cyprinodon tularosa
Lineage: Eukaryota; Metazoa; Chordata; Actinopteri; Cyprinodontiformes; Cyprinodontidae
Exons: 3
Coding region: 6-641 (211 amino acids)
Source: RefSeq, a predicted model, not a curated record